AAUAAGCAGGCAGCAAAUAAGAAAAGCGCAGUAAAAAAUAUAUGAAUAAAACGAUUUUAAUAGAAAAAUUCUAAACGAAAUAAAAGCACCCGGCGUAAACGCUUUGCGAACAUUUACCAAACAAAAACAAAAAAAAAAAAAUGUGGACUCCUUACCUACUGGCUACAGCCUUCGCAUCCUGCUAUUGGUCAUGUGCCACUGCGGCUAAACACAGCAGCUAUGAUAUGCCUGCCAGCGCUGAAACUCCGCACACGCCACCUGUGGUCCAAUCGUUACAAUGGACGGGCGGUCAAUUUGAGUUUCCCGGCUCAUCGCGCGCACUCUUCAAAAGUUCAGGCAAGUACAUCUCAAAAAAUGUGAUAGCGACGCGUGCGCAAAUAGUUGGUGACACCGUUUUCCUGGCCAUGCCGCGUUACAAGCACGGCGUACCCGCCACACUCGUGAAGACCACACUGAACCCCGGCACUUGUCACAGCAAACUUGCACCCUUCCCCUGCUGGAAUAUGCAGGACGAUAGCACAUGCAAGGGCUUUCAAUCGGUGGUUGAUUUAGUUGUCGAUCAAAAUGAGGUACUCUGGGUGCUGGACACAGGCAUUGUGAAUACACUCGAGACGCCCGAACGCAAAUGUGCCGCCAAGGUGGUGGCACUUUCCGUGAAAACAGGCAAGGUGCUGAAGUCUAUUUCGUUGGAGGGCCUAACCUCGCCCAAUUCGCGUCUGCAGUAUGUGGUGGUGGAUUAUGCGGCCGAUGGCAGUUGCUUCGUGUAUGUGAGCGAUGCCGCAAAUCGUGCAAUCAUCGUCUAUAAUUUGCAAGCUGAUCGAGGCUUUCGUGUGAUCUUACCAAAAGCGGUCGCUUCCGGCUGUAGAACGCGUGAUGUGCUCUACAUAGCGCUGAUACGCAGAGAUUGUGGCACAACCGAAUUAUACUUCACUUACCUGAGUACGAACAAACUCUUCUCGUUGCAAUCGGAGUAUUUGCGGAGUGGCGUAGCCGAUGGACGCAUAAUGGAUUUGGGCAAGAAACCAACGCGCAUGGUGAUUAUCGGCACCGAUAAUGGCUCGGCAAUAUUCUUCCGCAAUGAAGGCGAUUCGGAGGUCUAUCGCUGGGACACUUCCACAGCCUUUGUGGAGACGAACUUUAAGCCUGUCUACCGAAGCGACACUUGCCAGCUGGCGACACAUGCGCUGCCCGACUACAAGCACAAUACCAUGCGGAUAUUGGAAAGUAAUUUCCCGGAUUAUAUGCAGAAUCGAGUGGGUUGUGGAGCAGUGCAGAAAUUGUCUGUAAUGCAGGGAUGCUGGUAAAAAUUGCGGCUGAAUGCGAGGAAUGUGAGGUGUUAUAGAGAAAUUAAAAGAGUCUUCACUUGGAAUGGUUGUAUACCCCGAAAGAAAAAGAAAAAAUGGACGAAAGUAAAGAGAAAAAGUAUAGAGAAGGUGAAAAGAAAUUAAGAAAAAAAAACGAAAAAGUGUAGUAUAAAACGAUAAGGAAUUGGGAAGGGCGCACAUUUUAUGGUUUAUGAAAACGAAAGUAAAAAAAAGUAACAUCUUAAUGAAAAUAGGAAGCAGCAUUUGAACUGAUAGUAAUAAGACUUGGUUUCGCUUGGCGCCGUUAGCACGAGAAAGACAUGACUGACGCGCUUUGCUAAACUCGGUCAAAAUCGUACUAAUUAAGAAGAAGAAUUAGUGUAUAGAGCCAAAAAGUGUAAAACGUUAGAGUAGCGAUAUAUUGGUGAUGGGUAGGCCAAGCUUAGGCACAACUAAAGGGUGGUCAAGUUUCAAGGGCCGGUGUUGAUUUUGAAUAAAAUAAAAUUUUUUUAGGAAAUUAUUGGCACUUCUCUUUAUUAUGAUAAUACUGAUAUGGCUCAAUUACGUAUGGAACAAACUAUCGGCCAAAUGACCGCCUCGGCAGCACACCACCAUCCGAUGGUCCAAAUUUUCGAUGACGCUGAGGCAUAAUUGAGCUUCUAUGCCGUUAAUGUGCCGAAUUAUCUCAUCCUUUAGCUCUUGAAUUGUUGCUGGCUUAUCGACGUACACCUUUUCUUUUAAAUAACCUCAAAGAAAGAAGUCCAACGGUGUCAAACCACAUGAUCUUAACCUCGCCGCGACGUGAGAUUAUUCGGCCAUCAAAUUUUUCGCGUGAAAGAACCAUUGUUUCGUUAGCUGUUUGACAAGUGGCACCGUCCUGCUGAAACCACUUAUCGUCCACAUCCAUAUCUUCCAAUUAAGGCCAUAAAAGGUUCGUUAUCAUCUCACGAUAGCGAACACCAUUCACAGUAACUGCCUGAUCGGCCUCAUUUUGGAAAAAAUACGGCCCAAUGAUGUCUUUGUGGGUGCAUUGGUUUUUCAGCAAUCACUCUUGGAUUAUCAUUCGCCCAAAUGCGGCAAUUCUGCUUAUUGACGAAUCCACUGAGGUGAAAAUGUGCCUCAUCACUGAAGAUGAAGUGCGCGAUGUGAAUUUUGAUAUGCACGCCCGUUUUCAUAAUAAGCCUGAAUAACUUUAACGCGUUGCUCGAUUAUGUGUCUUUCCAUGAUUCAAAUUGAGUUAGUCUGAGAUUGAAAAAUGGCAAAUGAAAUGUAGAAAAAAGCUUGAGGUUUAGGUGUGGUUCACAUUCAACAUCGGCCCUUGAAAUUUAACCACCCUUUAGAAAAUUCAAUAAAACAAUUUUAGCUAAACAUUACUUAGUAUGGGAAAAAGAAAUCCUUUAUAUUCUCGGUAGAAGGCUGCAUAAGUCGAUAUCUCGUAAAAUAUGCGGCAAACAAUUUAAAGUUUAUGCUGGUUGUCAAGGUGACAUUUCACACUAAAAAAUUCGUUUCCUGUUUUUUGUUUCUUACAUUCAGUUGUGAGUUAAGGAUAGUUACUAAUGGAAGCCAAAAAAAAAAAAUAAAUAAAUAAAUAAAAAUAAAAAUAAAUCAACAACAAAAAGAAAAUUCGGUUCAUUUUACAGUUUUGGGAAUGUUGUUUAUCGUGCCGAUACUGGAACAGAAAUUUACGUGCAGUUUUGGCCUCGCGAUUCCGUUCAAUCCUUGAACAUCUUUUGAUGUUAGAGAAAAUGUCGAUAAACUCAUAGAAAUAAUAGAAGUUGACCGGCGCGUUAGUAGUCGUGGCAUCG
Molecule: messenger RNA, 3109 nt
Organism: Anastrepha ludens (Mexican fruit fly)
Lineage: Eukaryota; Metazoa; Arthropoda; Insecta; Diptera; Tephritidae
Gene: yellow-g2
Product: protein yellow
Exons: 2
Coding region: 141-1304 (387 amino acids)
Cellular component (GO): extracellular region
Source: RefSeq, a predicted model, not a curated record